Molecule: messenger RNA, 537 nt
Organism: Panicum hallii
Lineage: Eukaryota; Viridiplantae; Streptophyta; Magnoliopsida; Poales; Poaceae
Exons: 3
Coding region: 73-420 (115 amino acids)
Source: RefSeq, a predicted model, not a curated record
CGUUUUUACACCGAUCCAUCACCGGCCGCCGGCUCCCGCGCCCCACCGCCGCCGCCGCCGCCGCGCCAAGCCAUGGCCGCGCCCGGCGCAGGCCUGGCCGCGCCCGCCAUGGCCGAGGGCGGCGGCGCCCUGGACGCGCCCGGCCUGGCCGCACCGUUCGCGAGGUGGACAGCUCCACCGCCCUGGAGUACGACCGCCCUAGAAUGCGACAGGUCCACUGCUGGUCGCAUCGCCGUGGGCGCCGAGCGUAUCCCCUCCGGUGGCCUUCUCCAGGGGUCCGGAGGAAGCGGAAGCAACCUAGCAAGAAUGUUACAAAAGCUGCACCAAAAGAGCUUAGCACACCAAAAAGAUCAACUAGAGAAGAAAUACUACGUGAUAGUUCCAGAAGGAUCACUAGAAGUGCACUUGCAAAAUUAUUAGAAGAGAGCAACUCUUAACAACCCAUCGCCGCUAGUCCUGAGAGGACGCCUAUUGCGGCUGCACCAAAAAAGAUAACUCCAAAGAGAAGGUUUAAUAUUGGAUGACUCCAAAAAGAAG